This is a messenger RNA of Papaver somniferum (opium poppy), 971 nucleotides long. RefSeq lists its product as uncharacterized. The coding region runs from base 410 to 895 and encodes 161 amino acids. The record is from RefSeq and is a predicted model, not a curated record. The transcript is spliced from 4 exons. Lineage: Eukaryota; Viridiplantae; Streptophyta; Magnoliopsida; Ranunculales; Papaveraceae.
GUGUAUGAAAGAAAUAAACGCCACAAUUCAGCAUAUUUUCGUUUGAUAAAAGCGUAUAAAUUUGAGGUGCUCUGUGAACUGGUGCGGGUAAGAGAUGCGAUUCGAGGGGGAUUAAGGAGUUGCUAAAUUAUGACAUAGAUUGGGCUGUGUCUGACAAGAUAAAUUUGGACAACACAUUGAGACCAUGGGUUUCCAGUGAGGUUACGGAGUUUGUGAGGUCGCAGAAAGAUUUUUGCGGGGUUUGUGGAGGAACCUCAUCUUUGGAAUCAAGUCAGCAGGGGAAGUGACCUUAUCAGAAUAUGAUGUUCCAACCCCCUAUCCGCAACUAGAUGAAGAGACGUUCAACACAGAGAGGGGGAUAAGCAAGCAAUUUGGUGACAGGUAUAGUCGGAACCGGCAGUAUUUGCUGAUGGCAUUUGACUAUGAAAAUCUUUGUGAACUCAAACGGGUUAAUGAAACAAUGCCCAAAACGAAGGAGGAGCUGUUCUCUUGCAAGAUAAACUGGGAUGUUUAUAACAAGCAUGAGCUGCAUGCGAAUAUGCGACAAGGAAUAUGGAUAGAGACGUUGGAGUUCAUGAGGCAGAAAGAAGAAGCUGGUCUGGUGGAGGAUGAAAUUAUAUGGAGUAUCUUUGAUUAUCAUGCAUCAGCGUCACAAAGAGAGUUCAUUGCACAGGGAAAAGCUAAUACGGUGGUAGAUCAAAUCAUGCAGAGUCUCAGCAAAGAUCGCAUGUCUGCAUCAGAAAUGACAGAGCUUCUUCAACCGAUUUUCGGCCAUGGGUCUGAGAAAUUUGUAAUGAGGAUGUGGCAUUCUCUCAUUUGCGGAAUCAAGUUACUUGAAGCUGGUGUCAAGCAAAGAGGCAUUAAGAAGAGAUGGCCGGUGUUGUUAGUACGUUGAGACAACUAUGCUAUUUUGAAAUUUGUUAUUUUCUUUUGUUUUUUGAAACUCCAAUGCAGACUUCCUCUAUAAAUUA